AAUUCAAAAACUCAAAGGAAAGGCGGGCGUCUCUUCCUUCUCUCCUUUAAUACAAUCAAACCAUCGAGAGACGCAACACAAACACAUCUUCUCCAGAGAGAAAAGCAUACAAUGGCGGAAAACACGACCAGUACUAGAAGAAAGCCUCAGAGCUUGAACGAUCGUCACUACCGCCUCCUCCAAGAUCUCUCCGCGCCUCCUAAACACGCUCCUCCUCCUCCUUCUUCUUCCACACAUGAAGAAGAUGAAGGAACGAAGAUAAAACUCGCGGGACGACGUCGUUUAUGCAAAUUCUCGGUGGAGGACGAUGAUGUUUCGGAAGAAGAUGAAGGAACGAAGGUAAAACUCGCUGGACGACGUCGUUUAUGCAAAUUCUCGGUGGAAGACGAUGAAGAAGAAGAAGAAGAAGAUGAUCCUGAUUUGGCUGAUUUCGAUUCCCCAGGUAAAAGAGAUACACCACUGGAGAGAGCUGAAGCUAAGGAGAAGCUCACAUCUUGGGAUGAAGCUAAGGAAGGUAGCACAAAGGUGGGAGAGGAGCCAAGCUUUUCGAUGAUAACAGACUUUGGUUCUCCCUCUCCUCUUCUUGAGCAAAAGGAGGAGAGGCAAGGAGGUGGAGGACAGAAUGAGAUUAUGGAUAUUUUGGAUGAUUUGACCUCUAAGCUUGGGACAAUGUCUAUUAAGAAGAAAAAAGAUAACAUAAGCAGUGACUUUGAGAGUGUUAAAACCUCAUUCUCCUUGAUAUCCGAGUCCCCCUCAGAUGUUGUUACUAAAGCUGGUGAUGAUAGUAAAGCUGGGUUUGCUAUCCGGGAAGAGAAAGCUAGUAAUGUGUUUGUGGGAGAAAGAGUUUCAAAUGGUGGAAAGAAGCCACCGUUUUCUGGUCAGCAGUAUGUUGGUAAGUCUGAAGGGUAUAGACAGGAGGAGAAUCUUGACCGUGGGACGGGCAAAGUCGAAGAAGUCGACCGGAGUCUGAAAGCUAGUAAUGUGUUUGCAGGCGAGAGGGGAAAGAAGCAGCCGUUUUCUGGUCAGCGCUAUGUUGGUAAGUCUGAAGGGUUUAGACAGGAAGAUAAUCUUGACCGUGGGAAGGGCAAAGUCGAAGAAGUCGACCGAAGUCUGAAAGCUAGUAAUGUGUUUGUAGGCGAGAGGGGAAAGAAGCAGCCGUUUUCUGGUCAGCGCUAUGUUGGUAAGUCUGAAGGGUAUAGACAGGAGGACAAUCUUGACCGUGGGAAGGGCAAAGUCGAAGAAGUCGACCGGAGUCUGAAGAUGAGUAGACAUGUGGAGGUCAGUGAGAAGCUAAGAUCAGUGGGAAGGUACAAUGCUGCUAAGCUACGAGAUUUAGACGACGAUGAUGAUGAGGAUGACUGUGUUGUGUUGACUGGAAAAAAGGCGGCUGAGAUGAAAAGCCAUAUCGAUAAGCCUAAAAAGCCAGCUCGGUCUCACAACACUGCAACACAUGCUUAUGAAGAGAAAGUGGCGGAGGAUGAAGGGUCUAUCACUUUAACUGGCCCAAAAUCUUCUUACACACUGCGUGGGAAGAUUGCAACGAUGUUGUAUCCGCAUCAGAGGGAAGGGUUGAAGUGGCUCUGGUCAUUGCACACCCAAGGGAAAGGUGGAAUACUUGGGGAUGAUAUGGGUUUAGGUAAAACUAUGCAGAUAUGUAGCUUUCUUGCCGGAUUGUUCCACUCGAAAUUGAUCAAACGUGCUCUGGUAGUGGCACCAAAAACCUUGCUGCCUCACUGGCUGAAAGAAUUAGCUGUUGUGGGACUUUCACAAAUGACUAGGGAAUUCUACGGCACUUCUGCAAAAGCCCGAGAGUAUGAUCUCAACCACAUUCUACAGGGUAAAGGUGUUCUUCUAACUACUUAUGAUAUCGUACGGAACAAUACAAAGGCUUUGCAAGGUUCUCAACUGUAUACUGAUGAUGACGACGAAGAUGGCAUCAAAUGGGACUACAUGAUUCUGGACGAGGGACAUCUUAUUAAAAACCCCAGCACACAAAGGGCCAAGAGUUUGCUUCAAAUUCCAAGUUCUCACCGUAUAAUUAUAAGUGGUACCCCAAUCCAAAAUAAUUUAAAGGAAUUGUGGGCUUUAUUCAAUUUCAGCUGCCCCGGGCUCCUUGGUGAUAAAAAAGAGUUUAAGGAGAAUUAUGAGCGUCACAUUAUUGCUGGAACUGACAAAAAGGCCUCUGAUAGAGAACAGAGAAUAGGCUCAACAGUAGCAAAGAACUUGAGGGAGCAUAUUCAACCUUUCUUCUUGCGGCGCCUUAAGAGUGAAGUCUUUGGUGAUGAUGCCACAUCCUCCAAACUUUCAAAGAAGGAAGAAAUUGUUGUAUGGCUACGGUUAACAGCUUGCCAGAGGCAAAUAUAUGAGGCUUUCUUAAAGAGUGAAAUUGUUCUGUCAGCGUUUGAUGGUUCGCCUCUAGCAGCACUUACGAUUCUGAAGAAAAUAUGUGACCAUCCGCUUCUCUUGACUAAGAGGGCUGCUGAGGACGUACUCGAAGGAAUGGAAUCAACAUUGACACAAGAAGAAGCAGGCGUGGCAGAGAGAUUGGCUAUGCAUAUUGCAGACAAUGUGGAUACAGAUGACUUCCAGACCAAGAAUGACAGUAUCUCUUGCAAACUGACAUUCAUCAUGUCCCUACUGGAAAAUUUGAUCCCAGAAGGGCACCGUGUUCUAAUCUUCUCCCAGACACGGAAGAUGCUAAAUCUCAUUCAGGAUUCUCUUACUUCCAACGGUUAUAGUUUUUUGCGUAUUGAUGGUACAACAAAAGGCCCUGACAGAUUAAAGACUGUUGAAGAAUUUCAAAGUGGUCAUGUGGCGCCUAUAUUUCUUCUCACAUCCCAAGUUGGUGGUCUCGGCCUUACUUUGACAAAGGCAGACCGUGUGAUUGUAGUUGACCCAGCUUGGAAUCCAAGUACUGACAACCAGAGCGUAGAUCGAGCAUACAGAAUUGGGCAAACCAAGGAUGUCGUAGUGUAUAGGUUAAUGACCUCAGCAACUGUUGAAGAAAAGAUAUACAGAAAGCAGGUGUACAAGGGAGGCUUGUUUAAAACAGCGACUGAGCAUAAAGAACAAAUCCGCUACUUCAGCCAACAGGACCUUCGAGAGCUUUUCAGUCUUCCUAAGGGAGGCUUUGAUAUCUCACCUACACAGCAGCAACUAUACGAAGAGCAUUACAACCAGAUCAAACUAGAUGAAACUCUGGAAGCCCAUAUUAAGUUCCUGGAAACUCUCGGUAUAGCUGGAGUGAGUCAUCACAGCUUACUCUUCUCCAAGACUGCUCCAGUACAACCUAUACAACCAGAAGAGAUAGAAGAAAUAAGGAGAGGAACAGCAACAUCAUACUGGGGAGGUCCAUCAGCAAGCUCUUCACAGGACAACAUGAUCAAUGGGGCUGAGUAUGCUUUCAAACCAAAGGACGUGAAAGUGGACAAGAGAAUCAACAUUUCACCAAUCGAUGCCAGUGAAAUGUCGGAAAGUGAGAUUAAAGCAAGAAUCAGUAGACUAUCUAUGCUAUUCCAGAACAAGAGUAUGGUCGCAAGUUUACCUGAUAGAGGAGCCAAAAUACAGAAACAGAUUGCUGAAUUGAAUCGAGAGCUCCAAGAAAUGAAGGCAUCACAAAGCAACGAUAUGCCUCAUCAAGUUAUUGACUUGGAGGAUAUAAGCCAGAAGAUGCACAAAGGAUUGAAUCUGUAG
Eruca vesicaria subsp. sativa (arugula) is the source of this 3693-nucleotide messenger RNA. The record is from the annotation of a GenBank genome assembly. NCBI's taxonomy places the organism in Eukaryota, Viridiplantae, Streptophyta, Magnoliopsida, Brassicales, Brassicaceae.